Anoplopoma fimbria (sablefish) is the source of this 2586-nucleotide messenger RNA. It is a transcript of the gene lamtor1, whose product is annotated as late endosomal/lysosomal adaptor, MAPK and MTOR activator 1. The record is from RefSeq and is a predicted model, not a curated record. Gene Ontology annotation, cellular component: Ragulator complex; lysosome; late endosome membrane. The transcript has 5 exons. Bases 209 to 691 code for a protein of 160 amino acids. Gene Ontology annotation, molecular function: molecular adaptor activity; guanyl-nucleotide exchange factor activity. Lineage: Eukaryota; Metazoa; Chordata; Actinopteri; Perciformes; Anoplopomatidae. Gene Ontology annotation, biological process: regulation of receptor recycling; cholesterol homeostasis; endosomal transport.
CUCUGUGUUGUUGCACCAGAGUUACUGUCAUGUGAUAGCUCGUCCGAGGAGCUGCUGUUGACAGUAGCUUUCCCCAACCUCUAGAUGAAGCUAAAGUAAAAACCAAGAAGGAGAAAAAGUUGUAUGACUGCUGGAGAGGAUCAACACGGCCCGUUUCUGACGGAGAACAGGGAAGCCGGGGUUGUGUAGCUUCACCUCGGACGCUGACAUGGGUUGCUGUUACAGCAACGAGAACGAGACCACCGAGCAGGACCCUGAUGAACGUAAACCGCUGAUCCCCCACCCGAACCCUAUUAGCAAACCCCCAAAUGGGACCGACUGGAUACCUAGCAGUGUCCCCUCAGCGAGGACGGAUGAACAGGCCCUCCUUACAUCCAUCCUAACCAAGACGGCACAGAACAUCAUUGAUGUGUCAGCAGCGGACUCUGUCAUGAUGGAGCAGCAUGAAUACAUGGACAAAGCUCGGCAAUACAGUACAAAGCUGGCUGUGUUGAGCAACAAUCUGCCCCAAAAGAAAUCCCUCGCUCUCCCCUCCCUCACCAGCCAGCCCCACCAAGUGCUUGCGAGUGACCCGGUGCCAUACACAGAUGUUCAGCAGGUGUCCAAGAUAGCCGCUUACGCUUACAGUGCAAUCUCUCAAAUCAAAGUGGAUGCUAAAGAAGAACUGGUGGUCCAGUUUGCCAUUCCCUGAUUCUGCGACCGUGGCACGCACACCUGUUCCUCCCAUCCCGCUCUCUCUGUGUCACCUCUGCAUCCUCACCCUCCAGCCCACCCUUUAUUAAAGCAUCUUGGUUCUUGUGCUUCUUAGCUAUGCCUCUAACUGCUACAAAGACAGAGACAAUGUAGGAUUGCACCCUAUGGCUGUCUUUUAGUGUCCUUAAUUAUGUGUCAGUUACAAACUCUCUGCAUGGGCAAUGGAAGAUGGUCGACUGUAGAUGGGCCAUUAGGGUGUGCGCUCAUAUUAACAACAACAACAACAAGGCCUCCUCUGUACGUGGAUCACAGGCUUUGUCAGAACCAGAUGUGGAAAAAUCAUCAUUCAUCCUUCUUGGUAAUCGCUGUAAUCUUUUAAACGGUUUCAGAGCUGUCUCAGUGUCUUUAUUUAGUUAGUUUCCUUAGCCUGUAUACUCAGGCAAGCAAGGGUAGCUUAGCACCCCAGACUGUGAUGGCAUCGAAGAAAUGCACAGUUUAUUCACCUGGUAUAGAGCUGUAUGAUUUUUGAUGCAAUGCGUAGAUUAUUGGUGAAUGUCUUUGUUACAAUCUUCAUUGGAACAGGAGAAAUUAGGAAUCUCUGUGGCCUGGAACAAGUACCAUAGGUGCAUGUGGAAUGGUUGAGUAUUUUAGCCAUUUACCAGGAUUUUCAACAUGGCAUAAAGUUUGCACUUCAUAUGUCUUUAACUCUCCAAAAAUUUGAAAAGUGCAGCCAGAAAAAAACGAGUAUACGUGUUAAGGGGCCAUUAGGAUUAAGAAGGUUGUAAUACUAUAGUUCUGAUGUGUGCUGGUGAGAUUUGACCAUCAAUCAUCCCACAGUGAUCUGGUGUCACACUGCACCACGAUUCACGUCUCACUACAACCUAAACAUGAACCAGUAAACCAACCUUACAUUUCACUGUAAUAAGAUUAAAAAUCUGACAGAGAAAUAGUUGGGUCGGUUAUUGGUUGUCCGUUGUGAAAUCUGUUAUUCCAGUUGAGGCUAAAUUAUGAGUGACCUGACAAUGACCGGUGUCCUCUGGUGGGUGAGGAUGCGAACACACGCAGGAGGAUGCUGGGUGGGCCUACCAAUGUCAAAGGGGAGAGGGAAGACAGAGUUCUUGAGUUUACAGACAGUAAUGUUUCUUCUGCAGUUUUCUAGCACAAAAAAAAAAUAGCUGGCAGACUCUUUCAAUCAAAUCCCAGAACUUCACAUAUUUAAUAGCAGUGGAGGCAUACAGAUAUGAAGGGGGUUGGUGUGUGGAGGGUGCAGUGACAGAUAUCAUGUAUUCAUGCCGCCUUUGUACAGAAUUUUCUGAAAACAGAUGAUGGAUUGUAUGAAGCUCCUCUUUUUGUAGAGAGUUCAUUAGUCAGGAUUGGCUACAAUAUUGUGGUGAUAAAUAAAUGUUUUAUGAAACACAAGAAAACUUUUAAAAACUGCAUCUGUGAGCUUUUAAAACAAAGCUUUCCGCUGCAGUUUGUAAUAUGAUUGAGUUGUUCAUAUUAAUCAGAAACUAACCAUUGUAGCAGUGUGAGGGAGCGCUAACGAUCUAUGUACCACUGCAGAUAAAAUUAUCCAAGACCUUUUUUGUGAUUAUUUAUUUGUGUUUUUAAAUGUUUAUUUGCUCUUCGGAGGAGAGCACAUGACAAUGCGUGAGCAGGUGUCAGGGUGAGCCGCUCUGGAGUCUCUAAAGGGAUAAUCUGCAAGGCUGUGAUUAUUUCAACCACGCAAUUUAGUUGAGCUUUUUGCAAUGGGUUCUUGGCAUUUUUUUUUUCUGUUUUGUUUGUUACUCAAAUGUGUUAUACUACCUGAAAUAUGUUUGUAAUAUCUUAGGCUAGUACCAAAAAGUUUUACGAGUUUUUGUUUUUCUUGGUUUAAUUAAUUCAUUAAAGAUU